AUGCUUGGAACUUGGGUGUUAUCGCUGGGAGUGAUCUGCCUGCUACAGUGUACCGUAUCUGGUGAGCCACGGCCCGAUUUCGCACUCCAAGCCACACUGUUCGGCACGGGACGUGUCACGGGAGCGAUCGGUGAAACUCAGCUGACCGUUGCGGAUAUCCAAGCCAACCUGCAAUUAACACUCACCUCCAACUAUCCGGGACUAUUGGAUCUGCUGCAACUCACGCAGGAAGUCGGUGGAACGGUCACCGAGCUGUUGGAAGAUGUAUUAAGCCCACUGGCAUCGCUUGCACCCUCGAGUGCCGCUGCCGAUGUGAACCUUUUCGAUGCCGUGCUUGGCGAAAUAGUGACGUUCCGUAGUUUCUUGAGUACACGGCUAAAUGCGAUCAACUCGCAGAUGGGUUCGAUAGUUAGGAGUGGCGCCCUACCGACGCAGUUUGCUGAGUCUUUGGGUCGUGUCGGUAGCGGUCUACAGCAGUUGACCAGGGCCCUGCAAGCCCUUCAAAGCGCCGUAACAGCGGUUCUCGGUCUGAGCGAGCCGGACGUGUGCUCUCCAACGACCAUUCGACCAAAGCUGGUGUACCAGGUAGUGUAUGCGGUGCGUACUUUGCGGGCUUACCUCCCGCUGGUGACGUACACGCUCACUACAACGGUGGAAAAUAUUGCGCUAGCCGAUCAAUUCGUAGUGCGCCUAACGCAGGAAUCCCAAAACGUGCAGGAACCAUUGCAAUACGUAAAUCUGAUAACAGCUGCAACCAGCUCCCUUAACACUGCCGUGUACAACGCCGUUGGCACUGUUGUUACCCGAUUUAACACCGUCCAGAGCGAAGUGUCAUCAUUUAACAACCUGGCCUCGUUGAUGUCAUACGGAAAGGUGGUACAAGUGAUGUCCUCCUUCAGCAGCACGCUGUCACAGCUGAACUCGCUCGGGCCAGCGUUGGCCGCAUCGCUGGCCGACAUUGCCCAGCAGUUGGGCAAUGUGCUGGUACCAAAUGGAAGCACACCGACGGUGAACAACUCGGAUGUAGUAGCCACCCUGGUGCGCACCCUUAUUGCCAGCGGUCCGUACGCACGGUACUGCUUCUACAAAUACGAGGAGCUAGUGUUUGGACUCGCCAACACCGGUCUGCUAGGCGUGGAAUCUUGCGUUAGCAAGGAGGUGAUGCGACUUCAGCAACUGCGCACAACAUUGCUUGCAAUGGUUCCGCUACUGUUGUUCGAUCUGGCUGACUUUACCUCCGAGCUGGGUGUGUGCGAUUCUACGCCAAACGCGACUGCGCGUAAUGACUGCGUCGAUAUGGUCGCUGAUUAUUACGUUGUAGUAGCAAAUAACUUCCGAACCACGUUAUUAAACCUGUUCUCUACCGCGUCGGCGGAGGCCAGUGCUAGUAAAAAUCGGUUACUGGCCUGUGUGCGAGUGUUGCAGUACCAGAUUGUGGACGGUGCAGCACAAUCCUUGAAGACCGAUAUUGAGCGCUGUGCUCAGAAUGGACCGUGA
Molecule: messenger RNA, 1497 nt
Organism: Anopheles marshallii
Lineage: Eukaryota; Metazoa; Arthropoda; Insecta; Diptera; Culicidae
Exons: 3
Coding region: 1-1497 (498 amino acids)
Source: RefSeq, a predicted model, not a curated record